This is a messenger RNA of Danio rerio (zebrafish), 1868 nucleotides long. It is a transcript of the gene cldn8.1, whose product is annotated as claudin 8.1. The record is from RefSeq and is marked provisional. NCBI's taxonomy places the organism in Eukaryota, Metazoa, Chordata, Actinopteri, Cypriniformes, Danionidae. Gene Ontology annotation, cellular component: plasma membrane; membrane; bicellular tight junction. Gene Ontology annotation, molecular function: structural molecule activity.
CACACACACCUCUGCAGUCAUGGCGAGCGGUGCGCUGGAGAUCGUGGGAAUGUGCGUGACCAUAAUCGGCCUCAUCGGGGUCUCGGCCAGCACUGGGAUGCCCAUGUGGCGCGUGACCGCGUUCAUCGGAGAAAACAUCAUCGUGAUGGAGACCCGCUAUGAGGGACUGUGGAUGAACUGCUACCGGCAGGCCAACAUUCGGAUGCAGUGUAAAGUGUACGACUCCCUGCUGGCGCUCACUCCGGAUCUCCAGGCCGCUCGAGGACUCAUGUGUACCUCCGUGGCUUUGACUGGUGUGGGUUUACUGAUCGCUAUUGUUGGGAUGAAAUGCACGGCAUGCAUUCAGGACAACGAUCGGGCCAAGCGAAUGGUUCUGAUUAUCAGUGGAUGCAUGAUCCUUGCCGGAUGCUUCUGCUGCCUGAUUCCUGUCUCCUGGACUGGGAAUGCCAUUAUUCGGGACUUCUAUAAUCCACUGCUCAUAGACGCUCAGCGUAGGGAACUAGGGGAGGCUUUGUAUAUCGGAUGGGUGUCAUCUGCGUUCUUGUUUGCCGGAGGAUGCAUCUUCAUAUGCUGCAGUGGUUCUCUAGACAAGGGUCCGGAUCCAAAGUAUAUGUACUCCAGGAAUGCACCUGCUCCAUAUGUGGCCUACCAGCCUCAACCUGUGGCCUACCACCCGCAGCCACGGUCAGUGUACAGCCCGUCCGGCCCACCGUCAUUCAUUGAGCAAUCAUACCAACCAUCCAGACAGCAGUCCUUCAUUCAGCCUUCCAGACAGCAGUCGUUCAUACAGCCCUCUCGUCAUCCAUCCGCCCGCAGCGCUGUGGCUUAUCUCUGAAAUCCAGCAGGACUGUGUAUUUGCAUUUGUGGUUAUGUGCAAGCAUGUUUGUGUGUGUUUUAGAGAAAUGAAUGGGACUUCUCUUAAAAGAAAAAAAAAAAAAAGUCUAUUAAAAUAACUUGGAAGAUAGUCGUACAUUUCAUUUUCGAGAUUAUUUUUGGGAAAAAAACUAACAUUACAUUUCUAAUUCUGCUUUUUGAAGCACAUGAAAGACUGAAAGAUGAGAGAAAAUGGAGAAAAGUACUACGUGGAGCAGAAAAUGGAACAUUUUAAAUGGCUUUAUGUGUAACAACAUUGGAGCUAUUUCUUUUUUUUUCUUGUUUCAAUGUUCUGGACACAUUUUUAAUGCAUUUCUACUUUUAACAAAAGAGAAACAAACAUUUUUUAAGAAGUUUUAGAAACACAUGUAACAUUUCAAAUGGAUUUAGAUGUAGCAAAGUUAGUCAUGCAUUGCAUUUUCCUUGUUUUGUUUUUUUCUUUGGAUUGUUUCUGGCAACUUUUAAGUGUUGCUUCUACUUUGUUUUAAAUAGAAGCAAGUUAAUAACUGUGACAGAUGAAGAAUUGUUUGAAAUAUUUUUAAUUGUCAUUUUAAAGUACAGAUCACUUCUCAGGAUGUUGUCAAGUGUUACUUGAGGUAUUUUUGACUGAAAACUGCUCUCUAAAUAAUGCUGGGUUAUUGUAAACCAAUGGUUUCGAACUCAAUUCCUGGAGGGUCACAUCUUUGUAUAGUUUAACAAAACUGUGCAGAGGUGCGGCCCUCCAGGAGUUUAAGACCUAUGUUUUAAACCAACCUUUGGUCAAAUAUGGACAGACCCAAAUAGUAUGAUAGAAAAUGUGUUAUUUAGUUAAACAUGAACCCAAGGUUGGGUUUGUCCAUUUGUAAUCAUAAUGUUGGGUGAUUUUAGAGUCUAAGACUACAAACUAAAGUUGUUUCAUAUUCAUAUGUCAUGUUUUUUUUUUUUUUUGUUGUUGUAAAUAUCAAAGCACAAAAUAAUGUAAUGAUUUAAUUAAUUAAAUAAAUUGAAAUAACCUU